AUGUACGUGCAUCAGCAGGACUGGUCGGCAGCCGGACGCAUAGCACAAGCUCACGACCCUGACAGCCUGAAUGAUGUGUUGAUCGGCCAGGCGCGUCUUGCCUUCGCCGAGAAGGCCUACAAUCAGGCCGAGGCGUUGUUGCUACGCGCCCAACGACCCGAUAUGGCGGUUCGUGCCUAUCGUGAAGCUGGGCUCUGGGAGGAGGCGAUGAGGGUAGCCCGUGAGUACCUGCCCAGCCGGGUCCAAGCCUUGAAGGAAGAAUAUGAAGAGGAAAAACUCCAUGGCAAGGUCGACCAUCUCGACGAACCUCGAUUUAGCACAGAUACAGAUGAUCGCUAUGGUCGUCGGCUUCAACCGGGUAACGAGACUUUUCUCUUGAUGAUACCUGUGACUUUAAUGACAUGCUUGAUCAAACCGGAUAUUUGA
Messenger RNA from Protopolystoma xenopodis, 426 nucleotides. The record is from the annotation of a GenBank genome assembly. Lineage: Eukaryota; Metazoa; Platyhelminthes; Monogenea; Polystomatidea; Polystomatidae.